AUCGUGUCAGCGCGCUUUUGACCAUGGAUCUGGCAAAUCUCUCUGCAUUACAAACCGAAGGGCGCAACCCUCGCACUGCACACAUCGAUGAGCUCUCCACGUACGACAUGUGUAAGGUCAUAAAUGAGGAGGAUGCCGGUGUUGCAAAGGCUGUAGAAGAAUGUUUGCCUAUAAUAGCGGAAGCAAUUAAUGCCAUGGCGCCUCGAGUGCGACAAGGUGGGCGAGUCAUAUACGUCGGCGCAGGCACCAGCGGAAGACUCGGCAUAUUAGAUGCAUCAGAAAUCCCUCCGACAUUUUCUGCACCACCAGCUCAAUUCAUCGGUCUCAUUGCCGGCGGCGAUGCUGCGAUACGACAUGCGCAAGAAGGAGCAGAAGAUAGUCCCGUACAUGGCAAGGCAGAUAUGAAAGCUCUCAACCUGAAUCCAGAUUUAGACACGUUGAUUGGCAUUGCAGCGUCAGGCAGGACCCCGUACGUAUUAGGGUGCCUUGCAUAUGCAAAAGCAGCGGGGUGUCCAACGGUCGGCGUAGCAUGCUGCUCGCCAUCAGCCAUGAGCAUGUCCGGAAAUGUAGACUACAUGAUAUCACCAUUGCCAGGGCCUGAGGUUGUCACAGGGAGCACGAGAUUAAAGGCCGGCACGGCGACAAAAAUGGUGUUGAACAUGCUGAGCACAGGAAUAAUGAUCAAGACUGGUAAGACAUAUGGUAAUUUGAUGAUUGAUGUAAAACGCUCAAAUUUCAAACUUGAGCAACGGUCUCGUAACUUACUCCGCGGUUUGAGCGACCGAUGCGCCAAUUUAUCAGAGGAAGAUCUCGAGAAGUUAAUCACAGAGGCUGAAGGCAGUGUUAAAAUUGCCUUUAUCAUGGCCGAAACUGGUAUGGCAGGAGAUACCUCCAAGCAUCUUCUUCGAGACUCUGGAGGGAUUGUAGCCUUUGCGCUGAAGAAGUGGAAAUCCGAGCAACAAAUACCUCUCGUCAAUGGCCAUCACAAAAAUGGAAACAAAGCAUCCUUAUCAGGACUCAUGCUAUGCAUCGACGGCGGCGCAAGCAAAUGUGCCGCAGUAAUAUCAGAUCACAGCGGCAUCCUCAGCCGUGGUGAAGCCGGACCGUGUAAUUUCAGCACUGAUCUCGGCCUCAAAGGCGUCAUCAAGCCAAUCUCAACAGCUGUCCAGCGAGCCUUGACAAAAAUGACUCAGACCAACAAAGACAGCUCUCGCGCGCCCCAACUUCCACCAUUUACUUGUUUCACGUCAGCCUGGAUCGGAUUAGCUGGAUGUGACCGACCAGAAGCCGCAGCCGUACUCAUGCCCGUGCUUCGCGAAAUGCUAGGUCUCGAGAACAAUGAAGACGGCGCCCCCGCCCUCAGCAUCACCAACGACGUGAAACUCCUUGCCGCAGGGAUCAAGAGCCACCCAGAGACAAACACGGGCGUCACCCUCAUCGCAGGCACAGGCAGCGUCGCCAUGAGUUGGAACAUCACGCCGAAAAUGGAGAUCCAGCAGCUCGGCCGAACAGGCGGAUGGGGACACAUUCUGGGCGACGAAGGAGCAGGGUUCCAUAUUGGUCGGCAGGGCAUCAAGUCCACAUUGACAGCCUGGGAGCAAGUCCAAUUAGGUCUGCCGCAUGCUGCACUCGGACCCAUGCACCGCGCUCUCCUGGAAACAUACGGUGUCUCGUCACAUUCAGGAGCAAUCAAUAAUCCGGAUAUUGACAUUCUCAGCGCGUUUCUUGGCACAGGGCAUGCAGAGGAUCCGGCCAAGAAUUUGAAAUCCCAUGUAGCUGCUGCUGCGCGCGUGGUGCUGGAUAUGGCGAGCGUCGAUCCGGCCGCGGCUGCAAUCCUGGCUCGAGCGUCUGACGAUCUCGCACAGCUGGUCAUCCCGCUUGCCCAACCCAGCCGCAUAGAUCCAGCGGUAUCGACUCUAGUCCUGGGAGGCGGGUUGUGGCGUAAUGAGGCGUACAAGUCGGCCGUGCUGAAGAGACUCGCUGACCAAGGUGUCAAGUUUAAACAUGUCGAAGUUGUCAACGAACCGGCCGUUGCUGGAGCUGCGUACCUCGCCCAAAUGCAAGAUGGGACAUGUCAAUAAUGUCAUAUUCGUAGACCUUCGUUAUUAUUAUAUUAUUAUCAUUAUUAUUGUGCCGAGAGUGUGUAUUUAACUGAUAUUGGGUUUAAUUCCUGAUGGCGCUGGUCCAAUGGUGGAGUUGGUUGUACCGUUUUCUAUUAUCAUUGUCAUUGUUAUUAUCAUUUUUUAUUAUUUCUAUUUCAAUUUCGAUAUCUCUUUCUAUUUUUAUUUUUUUUCUUUGGUGAUCAAACGGUCAGAUUUCCUUCAGUCCGUACCAAUUUACCUUAUCCUGAUCCUUUUUAUUUACCUUAUCCUCAUUAGUUUGCCUUGUCCUUAUCCUAAUCGAAUAAAGUAUUUGUAGAUAAAUACCCUAUACAGG
Molecule: messenger RNA, 2436 nt
Organism: Xylona heveae TC161
Lineage: Eukaryota; Fungi; Ascomycota; Xylonomycetes; Xylonales; Xylonaceae
Product: N-acetylmuramic acid 6-phosphate
Exons: 4
Coding region: 24-2081 (685 amino acids)
Biological process (GO): glucose homeostasis; response to fructose; negative regulation of glucokinase activity
Cellular component (GO): cytosol; nucleoplasm; mitochondrion
Molecular function (GO): enzyme binding; carbon-oxygen lyase activity; enzyme inhibitor activity
Source: RefSeq, a predicted model, not a curated record